GUACGUCAAUGCCACAGUCCGUUUCCAGCGGAAGUAACAGGUUAUCCUUGGACAAAACAGACAAUGCGCCCUCUAGUAGUCGUCCGCAUUCCUGGGAAACUGGUGAUGCAGCACAACCCGGAGCUGGUGAUACAGCGCAACCCGGAAAAGUGAGACAACCGUCACAGUCAAACCUCGAGGAAAUCGACGGCAAGCUCAACCAUUUAGCAAAGCGAAUGCAGAAUUUCGAAAACCAGCUCUGUGAUACUGUAGACAAGAUACUGCUGUUGCUUGGGCAGAAACCAACCAUGCCUAGAGAGAAAGUGCCGGAACUGGUUCGCCCUCCCACAACGCAUUCCAUAAGGCGAGGUCCUCGACUUGUCAAAUCUCCUAAUGAUCUCGCGAGACUUCUCGAUAAAAUGUGACUCCACAUACAAAUGUGCAUGUUUUUUCAUUGACCGCUGAAAACGUUGUUUUAGAAAUGUGCAGCGUGCAAGUGUUCAUCUCCAUCAUAAAUGAUCUAUAGUCAAAUCUCCAAAUCA
Molecule: messenger RNA, 521 nt
Organism: Mercenaria mercenaria
Lineage: Eukaryota; Metazoa; Mollusca; Bivalvia; Venerida; Veneridae
Exons: 2
Coding region: 9-404 (131 amino acids)
Source: RefSeq, a predicted model, not a curated record